AUGCGUCGUCCAGAUCCUUAUUUAAUAGCAAUGAUCGUUAUCGGUGCUUUAAUUUUAAUAGCAAUUGGUCUGGCUACAUAUGCAACAUGGUACAAAAGUCAAAUCAUUCUAUUAAUAUCGGGUUUUGUUCUUAUCGCUAUUUUUAUACUGACACUUGUAUUUGGUAUCGUUCGUAUUGUUAGAUCAGCCGAUUCUCGUAGUAAACCACCAUCAACAACCAUAAAAGAAGGAGAAAAAAGGGAUCACUAUGUUCUUGCUGAAGAUGUAGCCAAAUUAGUUAUUGAAUUACUCUCAAUAUUAUUCGGAAUUUUAGCAUCAUUUUUACUUUAUCGUUGUAUCAGAGCCGACGAGUAUGCUGAAGUUUCAACAAUAAGUCCAUCGGCUUAG
Didymodactylos carnosus is the source of this 387-nucleotide messenger RNA. NCBI's taxonomy places the organism in Eukaryota, Metazoa, Rotifera, Eurotatoria, Philodinida, Philodinidae. The record is from the annotation of a GenBank genome assembly.